Molecule: messenger RNA, 1578 nt
Organism: Suillus fuscotomentosus
Lineage: Eukaryota; Fungi; Basidiomycota; Agaricomycetes; Boletales; Suillaceae
Exons: 4
Coding region: 1-1578 (525 amino acids)
Source: RefSeq, a predicted model, not a curated record
AUGAACUAUGACACUGACGUACAGGCAAAGAUCCAGGAGAAGAUUGAGUCUGGGCUGCUGGUAACAAAAAACGAAAAACUACUGGCAGUGUGGGAGACGACCAAGGCUGCAUAUGAGGCUGCUUCAUCUGAAAUCAAGUCCUUAUGUAAGACGAAGGCUGCCGAGGAGCAGAAUGCCAAGAUCUCGGCGAUGUUGCCAGGGGCACGAGUGACUGAACAACCUACCAAUGCACAGUACGUGAAGGUGUUAGAAGAGUGUAUCGGUCCAAUCUCUCAAUUUUUGGAUGCGGUGAGGCAACUUACUGGCUGGGAGUGGACGGUCAUUGGUGGAGGCCCAGACCCUCGCCUUGGUGGUAUGCUCAAUGUAUCGAGCUAUCAUACAGGUGUCAACGAAUCUGGUCUUACAUGGAAGCAGGCAACACCGAAUUUUACAGAGAAACAUCUGAACCCUUAUCUGGGUUAUCUUGCGACAGUAUUCAGCGAGGAUGACAGGAAAAGGUGUGCUCUAGACUACGUCCCUCCAGUGGUGCAAGAUGAGAACACCUCAUUGGAAGAUGCAGUGCCAACAACGUCAGAGAGCACACAAUUGCACGUGCCAUUCACAUCGGAUUCGGCACAAUCAUUCACAUUGCACAUUGUCGCAGGUCCAGGAUCCGCUGGUGGAUCCAGUGGAGUGGCAGUCACAGGUCCUCCUAUCAUCCCUCAACCUCAACUCAACUCACAAGGACCCGAGUUUCCGUCAUUCAACAAUGGCAUGUAUUCUUUCUCUGGUGAGAAUUCUGGGACUCUCCCCCAGUUGACGCUAUCGCCUGUCCUUCAAACGCCAACACUGCCAGGGGGAUCAUUCCCAUCCAAUUCCACAUUAGCGCUUCCUUUGCCAUCUCUCUCACCUAUCACAUCAUGGAAUGAGGGGUACUGGAACUUGAUGCCACCGCUUCAUAUGGCCCCCUUGAAUCAAUCCGACGUACUUCCCUAUAACUUCAACUUCUAUUCUCCCCCUUCCUUGGACGGUGCACAUGGAGGCCAACCUCACAUCGUUUCAAACCAACCUCAUGUCGUCCAACCUCACAUCGUUUCGAACCCCAUCAACUUCCCUAGUACCACAGCACUAAAUCCUUCUUACAUGGAUACUUCUCUGCAACAACCAGCCCUUCACAAUGUGACUGCUCACGCUCCCCAGGCCAACAAUUCUGCCUUGAAUCCUACGACGUCCGCUGCCCUGGAACAACCCAGGCAAGUACAAGCUGGAGUGGACAAGCACAUGUGUGCUACUUUGGCAUCCGCUGCCCUGGAACAAGUACAAGCUGGAGUGGAUGAGGUAGACGAGUGCGUGUGCGCUACUUCAGCUGGUGAGAAUCGUGCUAAGAAUAGUAGAGUGAGCAAAGAGAAGCAUCCGCAUCGAGUGGCAGUUCAGCCUUCUACUGAGCUUUCUACCUCGGAUGAUACCAUAACGGUGCCUCUACGCAAGACAACGCGGGUCCGUCAAGAGUCAACUCGUAUGGCCCAGGCAAAUAUGAUAGGUGCAACCAUGAAGAGACCUCACAUGGGCGAAAACGAGAGCGUCCCUCAAAAGAAGUAG